AGCAUCUCCAUCUUUCACAUCGCCUCAUCAACCCCAUCACAGCACUCGCGCCAUGUCCACAAAAGCAAAAAUGACCCUGGGUAUCACCACCCUCUGCACUAUCGCCACAGUAUACGGAGUUCAUUACCAGCAAAUGUCUGAGAAAGAGACAAUGCGCAUGGGUAUUACCAAGGACGAGGAAAGGAUGGCAAAAAAGAAGCGCCAGGACGAUAAUGUGAUCGAGCUCGCCGUCCAGCAGGAGCUGCAGCGAAGAAUGUUGGAGGAACAGACAAUCCGGAAAGAAGCGUAGCAAAGCGCCAUUACACAUUAAAAAUGAGCGCUGCACGGACAUAUUUUUACUUGAACCAUAAAACGGAUUUAC
This is a messenger RNA of Gamsiella multidivaricata, 361 nucleotides long. RefSeq lists its product as uncharacterized. Gene Ontology annotation, biological process: mitochondrial respiratory chain complex IV assembly. The coding region runs from base 53 to 289 and encodes 78 amino acids. Gene Ontology annotation, cellular component: mitochondrion. NCBI's taxonomy places the organism in Eukaryota, Fungi, Mortierellomycota, Mortierellomycetes, Mortierellales, Mortierellaceae. The transcript is spliced from 2 exons. The record is from RefSeq and is a predicted model, not a curated record.